Chiloscyllium plagiosum (whitespotted bambooshark) is the source of this 4493-nucleotide messenger RNA. It is a transcript of the gene qsox1, whose product is annotated as quiescin Q6 sulfhydryl oxidase 1. The record is from RefSeq and is a predicted model, not a curated record. Gene Ontology annotation, molecular function: flavin-dependent sulfhydryl oxidase activity; protein disulfide isomerase activity. Gene Ontology annotation, biological process: protein folding. Gene Ontology annotation, cellular component: Golgi membrane. Lineage: Eukaryota; Metazoa; Chordata; Chondrichthyes; Orectolobiformes; Hemiscylliidae.
CCCGCACGUAGAUAUUGGGGUUGGUUUGCAGAAGGUUAGAGGUCGGUCUGGGACCAGGGUGAUCGCUGAGACAUGGCGCUGCGCCGGGACGCGCUGUUUGUCUUCGCCGUGAUUUUCCUGCUGGCGGUGCCCGGCUGGGUGACCGGAGCCGGCUUGUACUCUCCCAGCGACAACAUCGCCCUCCUGAAGACCGACAACUUCGACCGCAUCCUGUACCGCUCCAGCAAUGCCUGGCUGGUGGAGUUCUACGCCUCCUGGUGCGGACACUGUAAAAACUUCGCUCCUGUGUGGAAGGCGCUAGCCAACGACAUCAAAGAAUGGAGACCCGCGGUGAGGCUGGCAGCGGUCAACUGUGCAAACAGUCAGAAUGUGAAAAUCUGUCGAAGAUUUCAAGUGACCGUCUAUCCAACAAUGAAGUUCUUCAGAGCAUUUUCAAAACCGCCAUUCAAGGGAGAGGGUCUUAAAGAUGCUGAUUCCAAGUCCAGUUUAGUAUCUCUACGCCAUUACAUCAUUGACCUCCUGGAGCAACAUGGAGAGGCUGAGUGGCCCCCAGACUGCCCCCCGUUGGAACCAGCCAGCAUGGCAGAGGUCCAGAAUUUCUUUGCUGUCAACAAGGUUCAGUAUUUGGCACUGAUUGUUGAAGAAGAGAGCUCCUACCUGGGGCGUGAGGUGACCCUGGAUAUGCUGCAGUACGAAAACAUCGCUGUGCGUAGAGUUCUGAGUAGUGAGGCGAACCUCACAGCAAUGCUUGGCAUUCAGAAGACCCCAUCCUGCUAUCUAUACUUUGCCAACAACACCUUCAGGAAUGUCACAGUGAAAAUGCCAAUACGCGCUUUCUACAAGUAUUACUUGAGCCGGUUGCCAGGGGUGAUGCGCGUCGCUCCGAGUCUGCCUACAGUAGAGCCCAUAAACAUGACCACUGCACCACCAUGGAGAGACUUUGACAGUUCCAAGGUAUACAUGGCUGACCUGGAGUCAUCACUUUACUACUCUCUCAAAAUGGAGGUGGGAAUACAUCAGGUGCUAUCUGGAAAGAACCUCACUGCCCUGAAACACUUCAUCGGUGUGCUCACAAAGUUCUUUCCUGGGCGAUCCUUUGUCAUGAAGUUGCUUCAAACCAUUAACUCCUGGCUAGAAGAGGGCAACAUGGCAUCAAUCUCCUACAAUGCUUAUAUUGAUGUGCUAAACAACAAGAAUGGGACAACUGGGGCCCUGUUGCCUGAUGGACUGAACUGGGUCAGUUGCCAGGGCAGCAAGCCCCACUUCCGAGGUUACCCCUGCUCUGUGUGGACACUGUUUCACCUCUUGACAGUGCAGGCUGCAAAACACAACAAAUCAAUGGCUGACAGGGGAGAGACUACACAGGCCGACCCCCUGGAGGUGCUAAACACCAUGAGACAGUAUGUCAAGCAUUUCUUUGGCUGUGGGCAUUGUGCCAAACAUUUCGAAGCCAUGGCACAAGAGUCCAUGUAUAAAGUCAGCAGCUUUGAUGAGGCCAUCUUGUGGCUGUGGUCUCGGCACAAUCGGGUGAACGACAGGCUGGCAGGUGCAGACACUGAAGAUCCAAAAUUCCCAAAGCUCCAAUGGCCACCUCCAGAUAUGUGUACAGAAUGUCACAGUGCACACAGUGGAGAGCACAUGUGGGUUAGAGACGAAGUGCUAACAUUUCUCAAGACCCACUAUUCAACUCAGAACAUUGAUUACAGUUACCUGGAAGGGGAGCAGGAACUACUGAGGAAACAGAAACCAAAGGAAGAAAUUCAGCAGGGCCAACAGAAGGUGCCACUAAAAGAAGAGGAGAACGAAGACGAGGGUGAGGAAGAAGAAAUGACAGAGGAGCCACCAAAAAAUGAUGAGAUCUCCAGAACCAUCACAGGUAUAAGAAGGGAAGGGAGUCAAAAGAGGACUUUCAUUAAGGGAAAGCAAAUAUCCAGGAGAGAAGAAGACGAUAUUGUGGACUUAGACUUAUUUGUGAAUGAGCAGUACAAAAGCCAAGCUUUGAAGCAGAGGGCUGAAAAUCAGAGGGAGGGCCAAAUGAAUGAGGGACUCCGCAGAUCACAACUGCACCUACAGUCCAUUGAUGACUCAGAGUCACUCAACCAUGCCUUGCUUCAGUCGAGAUUGCAGAAACGAGCAAUCGAGGGCAGGCAUCUUGGAGCCAUAGCCAGGCCUAAUUGGCUGAGCAUGCUGGGAAGGAGUCUGUCCCGUACAGACCUCAGCCUUUGUGUGCUGCUGUACCUCCUGUCCUCUCUGUGCCUGCUGUCCAUGUACCUCUAUUUCAAAAUGAGGUUUCGUUGGCGGAAAUGGAAAAACAGCUUUGCAUCCUCCUGAUUAGGAGUAGCAUGUAGCAUUGGAAAGAAAUGAUGGAAUGAAUGCAUGGACUAUGUAGGUCACAGGGACUGAAGUAACUUUUUGUUUUUUUUUCUCUCCUCAGAUUAACUGUAUAUAGAUGAAGAAGCCCUUGACAUAAAAACAAUUUGGAAUGUCACUUAACUGUAUGUGGGGUGAACAUAUUUUCUUCGGAUCUCUUAUACAAUUAUGGUCAUGUGAUUGCACAAUAAGGAGCACUAAAUUUAGCAGAUUGCAAUUAAUCUGUGUUAUCUCCAGCUUUUAAAAAAAAAUCCAUAUCUGAAUGUCUGUCUCUCCAGUAGUGUCGCGCUGCUCUUUGAAGGGAUUGCUGUUGAAAAAGAAAUCGACUUAGUGCAAGGCUUAGCUCCUGUAAAUUCACCAAAGUUGAGUCUGAUAAACCUCUCAUUUGAAAGCCUAUCCUACCAAGGAUCUAUCAGGCCAGGCUUCAGUGUCCCUGUUUCCAGGCCUGUUCAAUUACUCAGGGGAAUGUCAAUGGGAAAGUUGAGCAUGGGGAGGCAACUGACCACACUUUUCCCUAGGAAUAGCUAAGUCAAAGCGAAACUUUUCAAGGGACAACUUUUAAAGCAUAUCUAAAGAGCAAACCAAGAAUCCCUUCUUGGCAAUCACCUUGUUCAUUAGCAUGGUGAACUGGGCAGAUAAUCCCACAUAAGUAGCACAUUUUGUAUCCCUAAUUUCACAUUGCUCCGUUCUUGUCUUAGGAGGCAAUUUCAUAGCAGAAGCUUGAUUUAAGAGGCUAAAACCUCACCAAGUGCCAAUACUUUACCUGCACAUUGGAACAUCUGGUGGAUGUCGAUCUUGCAGCUUAUGGGGAGGGGAGUAGGGGGGGGUAGGGUGAAUUUUUCCUUUUGUUUUGAAGUUGGAGCUGAAAAGCAUUAAGUGGUCAUUGGCAAUGAACUGAAGUUGGACAAAGUUUUGGGCCUUCAAAUAGAGCUCUGUGCAUUAAGAGUGAUUUUGUUUUUUGUUGAUGUUGUUGGUUUUUGAGAAGACAUGUCUGACCGAGAUUGCAACACCGCAUUCACGUGAGUACAAACGUUUACUAGCCACAUACAUAUAAUGGGAGAGGAAGAGAGAAGACCUGGGGAGUGAUUCUUUUUUCACAUCUGUUUAUUGGGAUGUCGGACAUGGUUCAAGGCUCUUGUCUCUUCAUCUCUAAGAUUGUCAAUUCAGUUUGCCCUCCAAAAACUUGGGCCCAUAAUCCAGGUUGGAACGUCAGUGCAGUACUGAGAGACUUAUGCACUGUCGGAGAGAUUUUCUUUCAGGUGAGAGGUUGAACUGAAGUCUGGUCUGCGCCCCAAAGAUGAAUGCAAUGGACCCCAUUACUACAUUCAAGAAAGUGCAGUGGCGGGCUACUUCACCAACAGGAAAACAAAUUAUACAGUCAUAGGUAUCUGUUUGUUGUAUCAAUGUUAUCUGUGGGAUCUUGCAGAAUUUAAAUUGGUUGUCGGACGUCAUACGGUUUUACGCAAAAUGAAAAUGUCAUUGGCCAUUAUUGCUUUGACAUAUCGUGAAGUUGUGAAAGGCAUUCUAAAAGUUCUUCUGAGAAAAGUGAUACUUCUGUCAUAAAUGGUGUUUCUAAAAUGAUGUUACUAAAUGAUUUUCGGUACAGAGAGCAUUUGUUUUGGGACAGGGGCAAGUUACAGACAUGGCUCUCCAACCCUGCCUUGUACUCUGACAGCAGCAGCAACCACUUACAAAUGGACAAUUUUGUCCGCAGAUUCUUUGUCUUUCACUGUAGCUUCAAGUGACAGCUUCAUUGUAUUCCAAUGUGAACGCUAGGAUACUGCAGCAGGUAUUGGGAAUGAACAAAAAUGCCAGUGCAUCUCGAAACAAGAGCAGGAGGACACCUCUCAAACCAGGAUCUCCUAUUCAUCUUCAAGUGAUUGCUUAUUGAUUGCACCAUUACUCCUCUCACAAUGAUCAAUGAAUUUGAAAACAAGCCUCACAGCUGCCUUUGGCCCCGCUAUCAUUUCCUGGUGUCACUAAUAUAUCAAAUGCACUUGCCUGCCUGAGAGAGAGAUAGUUUUGAAUGUGGUUCUUUAGUGUUAAACACAAGAGGGAAGGGGGAGUCAUAAGUUAAGGUAAUGGAUUAACAUUUUAAAAUAAAAAUGGCUAAUUCAUUCCUC